AUGUCGAAAAUCUCAACCCUAGACUAUGCUGCCCUUAAUCUCUCCAGAGACAACUAUUUGCAAUGGGCACUUGACACAAAGAUUAACUCGAGGUCAAAGGAACUCGGUGAUGCUAUCAUCGAGGGCAACAAUGAGACUGAUAAGAAUCGGUAUAGGGCUAUAAGUAUUAUACGCCACCAUCUCAUUGAGGGUCUAAAAGAUCAGUACCUCACCAUGGAGAAUCCACUAGACCUUUGGACCGCUUUACAGCGACGAUAUGAUCACCAGAAAACGGUGCUAUUACCAAAGGCUAAACAUGAGUGGAAGAAUCUCAGAUUUAUGGACUAUAAGCAUGUGGAUGAAUACAAUUCAGUAUUGUUUAAGAUAGUCUCAAUGAUGAGACUUUGUGGUGAGGAAGUAACCGAGAAAGAGUUGCUUGAUAAAACAUUCUCCACGUUCAAUUGGACGAACGUGUUGCUGCAACACUAUGGUCGUGGCCGAGGCAGUUAUGGCCAUGGUCGAGGCGGCAUAUCCAAACCGUCUAACUCGACCAAAUCAGCUUGUCACAGAUGCGCGAUGAGUAACCAUUGGGCCAAGAAUUGUAGAACCCCUAAACAUCUAUGUGAGCUCUAUCAAGAGAGCCUUAAGAACAAGAACCCAGAAGCCCAUAUGGUUCAUGAUACCGGGUAUGAUGCUGGUGAUGAUUCCGACCUUGAAAAGGACGACCUCUUGGAUUUUGAGACUUCUGAUUGUCUCAAAGACUAA
Molecule: messenger RNA, 744 nt
Organism: Brassica napus (rape)
Lineage: Eukaryota; Viridiplantae; Streptophyta; Magnoliopsida; Brassicales; Brassicaceae
Exons: 2
Coding region: 1-744 (247 amino acids)
Source: RefSeq, a predicted model, not a curated record